Messenger RNA from Malus domestica (apple), 3597 nucleotides. Its product is annotated as la-related protein 1A. Gene Ontology annotation, biological process: mRNA stabilization. NCBI's taxonomy places the organism in Eukaryota, Viridiplantae, Streptophyta, Magnoliopsida, Rosales, Rosaceae. The record is from RefSeq and is a predicted model, not a curated record. Gene Ontology annotation, molecular function: RNA cap binding.
UGCUUUCGUUGGCGUUCGCAACCUCAACUGUCAAUCCCUCUCUCUUUCUUGCUCGCUCAAACUCUCUCUCUCUCGCUCUUCUCCCCUUAAAACCCUAACUCCCACCAAACCCAUGUCGGAAUGAAACAGUACAAAACCCCGCAGCUCCUCCCAGUAGCCCUCCAAGAUCUUGAUAUUCCUGCCCAAGCGCGUCCCUUGGCCUCAAUUUUACACCUUUGCCACUGACACAGUGACACUGUCGUCUCUCUUGUCACCCUCUAUCGAUAAUCUAUAAUCUAUUGAAAGGAAAGGAAAGCAAAGCAAAGAAAAGGAAUUUUGUUUUGGUGAGAUCGGAGGGAGUGAUGGUGAUGGCUGAGAAUGAGGUUAGGGAUGACCAGAGGGACCUCAAUGUCAAUGGCGGCGGGCCCAAGUCCCCAUGGAAGACUCCGGUCUCCCUCGAAUCUUCCGUCAUGGCCGCUGAGUCCUGGCCUGCUCUGGCCCAAGCCCAAAGGCCCAAGAGUUUGGAUGCUGCCGCAAAGCCACCAGCUGCGCAGCCGUCUACCCUGCCCGCGCCUGUGCAGGGAUUAGUCAUGCAGCAGAAGUCGAAUGGGUCUGGAAACUCCAACGCUUCACACAAGCAUUCAUCAUCACAUCACCAAAAAGGCCCUAGGCACAACCCAAAUGCUGCACCUCCUUUUCCAGUACCCGUACCCUACCAUCAACAACCACUUCCUCCUGUUUUUCAUACCAUGGUACAACCCCACAUUCUGGCUUCUGGGUAUGCUUACCAGCCAUACGCUGGACAUCCAAGUGUUGGAAAUCAUAUUGCAAAAUCUGGAUGUGAGACCUCAGUGCAAAAUUUUGUGCAACCAGUUCAACCUCAGCCACGAGGUAAUCCAAAUGCUUAUGGUGUCAAUUUUUCUACUAGAAGACCCAACAUGCACGAACAUGGUGGCCCUUGGAAUCAUACUUGGCAUCAACAGCGAGCAUUUAACCCCAGAGAGAACAUUCCUGUGCAGCAGGGUGUUGGACCUAUCCCUUUCUUAAGACCUCAGUUUUUUGGUCCAGCCCCAGGGUUCAUGGUCGGCCCAAGCAUUCCUGGACCUGCACCCAUAUGCUAUCUUCCAGUUCCACCACUGGGCGCAGUUAGGGGACCUCAUCCUCCUAGCUUUAUGCCGCAUCCUUUAAAUCCGGGGGCUCCAUUACCACCCUCAGAAACACAUACAUUAUCAUUGAGGGACAAUAUUAUAAAGCAAAUAGAGUAUUAUUUCAGCGAUGAAAAUCUAAAGAAUGACCGUUACUUAAUUUCGUUGAUGGAUGACCAAGGAUGGGUCCCAAUAACCACCAUUGCGGACUUUAAAAGGGUUAAGAAAAUGUGUACAGACAUAGCAUUUAUCCUUGACUCACUGCUGGGCUCAACUACUGUAGAAGUGCAGGCUAACAAGAUACGAAGACGUGAUGAGUGGUCAAAGUGGAUUGCAGAUUCUGCAGACUCAAUGUUAACUUCCAAGCCGCAAACCCCCUUGGUUCAAGUUGAAGAUAGGUAUAUCAAUGCUCCUGAGAAUAAUGCCAGCAAUGAUAGAAGGAAAACUUUUGAGGAAAAAGUUGAAGUUUUAUCAGAUGGAAAAAAUUUGAUGUCGUGCAUGCCAUCAAAUACCAUACCUGACACUGAUAAUCAAUUUGAUGGUGGAUCACUAGCAUCUUCUGAUAAUAAUAGUGCUUUAAAUGAAAAGUUGACUUCCAAAUCAAAUUGCAAGUCCUUGGAUCCCAAAAUGGAUCAUUGCUCAGACCGCCCAUACCACUCAGAGGGAAUUGAAACUGGAAGAUAUGAUGAUGAUAGGCCUGAAGGCAUGCCUUCAGAUAUGGAUAUGAAGAAUCUUGGAAAUCUGUCUAAUGAUUUUGCAAACACAUUUAUGCUGGAUGAAGAGCUAGAGCUUGAGCAGAAAAUAAUAAAGGAUGAUCGUUCUCCUAUUAGAAGUGUUGGCCGGACGAUUGAUGAUGAAUAUGAUGAGAUUGUAGUCAAUGAUCAGGAUGUCCAGAGACUUGUAAUUGUCACCCAGAAUAGUAGAGUAGGCGAAGGAUCUAAACCUGAUGAUAAAGAAUCAAAAACCCUUUCCAAUGAGCUAGCGUCUGCUAUAAAUGAUGGGCUUUACUUCUAUGAGCAGGAACUGAAAACCAAGCGAUCAAACCGUAAAAAGAACAGCACCAGCCAUGACAAUAGAGAUGCAAACUCAAGAUUUUCAAGCAUUUCCAAAGGCUUUUCAAAAUUAAAGCCUGGUGAAAUAUCUGGCAGUGGUAUUGGCAUUGAAGAGUCUGGAAGUGCUAAUUCACGGAAGAAGCAAAAUAGACUCUCCCAAAAUCAUCAAUCGUCCCCUAGACAGCGUUUCUUCUCAAGCAACUUUAGAAAUUAUGGUACUGGUCGGAACAAUCUAGGAGUUGUAUCAGAAAGUCCACCAAGUAACUCUGUUGGCUUUUUCUUUAGUUCCACGCCUCCUGAAACUCAUGGACCAAGGCCUUCAAAAUUGAGUGUCUCUCCUCAUGGGUUUCUCUCAGGCAGUAGUCCACCAGUGGGUUCUGUGCCAAAGUCCUUUCCACCAUUUCAGCAUCCAAGUCAUCAACUUCUGGAAGAAAAUGGUUUUAAACAGCAGAAGUACCUCAAGUAUCAUAAGCGGUGCCUGAAUGACAGGAAGAAGUUGGGAAUUGGUUGCAGUGAGGAAAUGAAUACUCUCUAUAGAUUUUGGUGUUAUUUUCUAAGAAACAUGUUCAACUCUUCAAUGUAUGAUGAGUUCCGAAAGUACGCACUUGAAGAUGCUGCUGCUGGUUAUAAUUAUGGAGUAGAGUGCCUUUUCAGGUUCUAUAGUUAUGGUUUGGAGAAGGAUUUUAGAGAGGACUUGUACAAGGACUUUGAACAGCUCACACUUGACUUUUACCAUAAAGGCAAUCUCUAUGGCCUGGAAAAAUAUUGGGCUUUUCAUCAUUAUCGUCAACAACAGGAUCAGAAAGAGUCUCUAAUGAAACAUCCGGAAUUGGAUCAGUUGCUCAGUGAAGUAUACUGUCGCUUGGAGGACUUUCGUGCCAAAGAGAGAGCCACUGCCAUGAAAGAGAGGAGUCACCAGUAGCCGGUAGUUACUAGUAAGUAAUGCCUAUAAUCAAUCCCACAGCGACAUUGAAGUGAUGGCGUUCCAAUUUUGAAAGACAAUUCUGACAGAUUUACGACGGGAGUCAGUUUGCAGCUUCUGGUUUGGAGGCAAAGAAAGGAGAUGAUUUCUGUAUGUUAUGUGUUGAUGGAUUUUACGCCUUGUGAAGGAGGCAGCGGCUGCCGCUGCCGGCUGCUCAGUUUUUUGCUCAGGGUUUUCCUGGCUCCUGGCCCCUGGCUCUAUCUUUUAUUGGAGUUAUCUGCAAGCCUGAAGAGGGUGCCUCUGUUUUAUCUCAGUCAUUUCUGUCCUCUGGAUUGCAACUUGUACAUAGGAAAGAACAAUUUUGUUUAGGAAAAAAAAAAAAAAAAAAAAAAAGAGUGAGAGAGGGAUGAAAAAAGAGACCCAAAAGAAAGGGAACAUGUAGUUUAGACCUUGUGAAAAUUGACCAAUAAGAAACUAAAAUUGCAUUUUGUUUUUAUCU